Paraglomus brasilianum is the source of this 717-nucleotide messenger RNA. Lineage: Eukaryota; Fungi; Glomeromycota; Glomeromycetes; Paraglomerales; Paraglomeraceae. The record is from the annotation of a GenBank genome assembly.
AUGCGGCAGAAACGAGCAAAGCAGUAUAAACGACAUAUGACUCUAUACCAUAUUUCAUUUGGUUUUAGGGAACCGUAUCAAAUUCUAGUUGAUAGCUCGUUCCUCUUGACUGUUGCCACAUAUAAAAUUGAUAUCAAGACCUUAUUACCAAAGGUUAUGCAAGGAGUGAUUAAACACAUGUACACAUUAUGUGUAUUUAAUGAACUAAAAUCUAGUGACCAAAACUUUGUCCCCGAAUUGCUAAUUGAAGGUUUCGAACGCCGCGGGUGUCCCCAUAGAAAGAAACCCGUUUCCAGCGAUGAGUGCUUGGCAUCUAUAAUAGGUAGUGAAAACCAACACAGAUACUGUAUCGCGACCCAAAACCGAAACCUUCGUGAGCAAUUACGCGCUAUACCAGGAGUUCCAUUGAUAUAUAUAAACCGGACGGUAUUGAUUCUUGAGCCACCCUCUAAUGCCACUCUUGAAAAAGCGAGAGAGAUUGAACGCCUAAAAACGCUUCCGUCCCAGCAGGAAAUCUUGUUCCUCCACAAAGCAAACCCAGAUGCGACCAAAAACGAUCAGCUACCAAAUAAACGUAAACUUAAGCGUCCAAAAGGUCCAAAUCCACUUAGUUGUAAGAAGAAGAAGAAAAAAGAGAUUCCUCCACCAAAAAAGAAACGCAAAAAGGAACUUAAGAAUGAGGAAGGUGGUGAACACGAGACUAGGAUAACAGAAUAA